AGGCAGGGGGGAGGCCCCGCGUUACCUCGGCCUCUAGGAGUCCCGGCGUGCAGACAAGCUCACCCCAAGGCGCCCCUGCUUCGCCAACUCCCCACUCCCGUGCCAUCCGGGACUACAGGCAUCCCCGCCGCCCGCAGAAGCCGCGGGAGCAGUCGCAGCAGCAUCCUCCGGAGAGGCGCCCCGGGCUCUGCAGCCACCGGGCCUCCUCCGGGACCGAGAGCCGCCGCCAGCUCCAGCCACUCGAUCGCCCCGGAGGGGGAACCAGCACCCUCGCGCCCCAGGAAAUCUCCACCUGCCCGGACCCGCACCCCCACCCCACCCCAGAGGGCGGGCUGGCGCAGGGCAGAGAAGGCGCCAGACCCAGGCGAUCCACACCACUGUCAACACCACCGACAGCCCAGCCGGGGCUUGCACCCAGGCCCCAAGUUCAGGGGCGACACCCCCUCAAGGAGAGGCUGAGCCCCACGACGAGCACUCCCGUCCCCGGCAACUCCGACCGGCCCACGGGGACGCCGGGACGCCUCUGCUGCCUGCGCCCCCGCGCGCUCUCCUAGAUCGCCCUCGAGCGACUCCCCGACGCCCACCUUGGCCCGCGCGCCCCACCGCCCCGCACCCCGGCUGGGCCAUGCCCGGGCUGCGCCGGGACCGCCUGCUGACCCUGCUGCUGCUGGGCGCGCUCUUCUCCGCCGAUUUCUACUUCCACCUCUGGCCCCGAGUGCAGCGCCAGCUGCGGUCCGCGGGGCGCCCUCCGGGCUGCCCUUGCUCGCUCCGCGCCUCUCCCCCGGCCGGGGCCCCGGCCGCUGCCUCCUCGGACCCCGGCACCGCAGCGCUCAACUUUUCCCAAGCCCGGGGGCAGGCUGAGCCCGCCGAGCGGGCCGGGCGGGCCGGGCGGGCCGGGCGGGCGGGCGGCGGCUCCAAGCUGCAGGCCCUGUUCGCCCACCCGCUGUACAGGGUCCCCGAGGAGCCGCCCCUCCUGGGACCCGAAGACGAGCUGCUGGCCAGCCCCGAGGCGCUGCGCUAUUACCGGAGGAAGGUGGCCCGCUGGAACAGACGACACCGGAUGUACAGAGAGCAGUUGAACCUCACCUCCCUAGACCCCCCACUACAGCUCCGACCCGAGGCCAGCUGGGUCCAGUUCCACUUGGGGAUCAACCGCCAUGGGCUGUACUCCCAGUCCAGUCCCGUGGUCAGCAAGCUCCUGCAUGACAUGAGGCACUUUCCCACCAUCAGCGCCGAUUACACUCAGGAUGAGAAAGCCUUGCUGGGGGCUUGUGACUGCACACAGAUCGUGAAACCCAGCGGGGUCCACCUGAAACUGGUGCUGAGGUUCUCAGACUUUGGGAAGGCCAUGUUCAAACCCAUGAGACAGCAGCGAGACGAGGAGACACCCCCAGACUUCUUCUAUUUCAUUGACUUUCAGAGACACAAUGCAGAAAUUGCAGCUUUUCACCUGGACAGGAUUCUGGACUUCCGACGGGUGCCACCAACAGUUGGAAGGCUGGUGAAUGUCACCAAGGAAAUCUUAGAGGUCACCAAGAAUGAAAUCUUGCAAAGCGUUUUCUUUGUCUCUCCAGCCAACAACGUGUGCUUCUUCGCCAAGUGCCCGUACAUGUGCAAGACAGAGUAUGCAGUGUGUGGGAACCCACACUUACUGGAAGGCUCCCUCUCUGCCUACCUGCCAUCUCUCAACCUGGCCCCCAGGCUGUCUGUGCCCAAUCCUUGGAUCCGCUCCUACUCGCUGGCAGGAAAAGAGGAGUGGGAGAUCAAUCCCCGUUACUGUGACACAGUCAAACAGAUCUACCCUUACAACAGCAGCAACCGGCUUCUCAAUGUCAUUGACAUGGCCAUCUUCGACUUCUUGAUCGGAAACAUGGACCGCCAUCACUAUGAGAUGUUCACCAAAUUUGGAGAUGAGGGAUUCCUUAUUCAUCUUGACAAUGCUAGAGGGUUCGGACGCCAUUCCCAUGAUGAGAUCUCCAUCCUCUCGCCUCUCUCCCAGUGCUGCAUGAUAAAAAAGAAAACCUUUCUGCACCUGCAGUUGCUGGCCCAGGCCGACUACAGACUCAGCGAUGUGAUGCGGGAGUCCCUUCUAGAAGACCAGCUCAGCCCAGUCCUCACAGAACCGCACCUCCUGGCCCUGGACCGCAGACUCCAAAUCAUCCUCCAGACCGUGGAGGGCUGCAUAGAAUCCCACGGGGAGCACAGGGUCAUAGCCGAUGGCCCAUCCCGACAGCCAGCCUCGGCCUUGGGCCAGGCUAAUCUGACAAGCUAGUGACUGCCAAGGAUUGAUUUCAGCACACACCUGAGCCAGCAGGGGACCCUGUGCAGAUGGCAGCUUCCUCACAGUGCUGGGGGCCAAGGAGGCAGACAUGUUUGAAACAGCAAAUGGGAUCCACUGAGCUUCAUCCUAACCCCUUGACAGAGGCCACUGCUUCAAUAGAGCACUAUGGGGGUUUCGUUGCCCCACAAAGCAAGGGCUCCUUCAAGGAUACAGACCCAUCUUCUGAGCACACUGGGAAAUCUGCACAGGGGCCAGGCCUGGAAGGUUUGGGAGCCCUGUGACCAGACUGUCUUGACCGUAGCAAGUCCAAUAAAAGGACAUCAGUUAGGUA
Perognathus longimembris pacificus (Pacific pocket mouse) is the source of this 2612-nucleotide messenger RNA. RefSeq names its product FAM20A golgi associated secretory pathway pseudokinase (gene Fam20a). NCBI's taxonomy places the organism in Eukaryota, Metazoa, Chordata, Mammalia, Rodentia, Heteromyidae. The coding region runs from base 626 to 2272 and encodes 548 amino acids. Gene Ontology annotation, molecular function: protein serine/threonine kinase activator activity. The transcript is spliced from 11 exons. The record is from RefSeq and is a predicted model, not a curated record. Gene Ontology annotation, cellular component: Golgi apparatus.